CCUGGCCCUGUUCGUUCCAAGAGAAAGACAUUAUUGUUAAUGUUAAUGAUUAACAAUAAUAAUUCAGAAUGGAGCUUGAAGAGCAGACAUUGCAGCUGAUAGAUGCAGUUAAUAUCACAAUGAACCCAGUAAUUGAUCAAGAAAGCCGGAGUAAAGCUUACCAGAUCUGUGAGAACUUCAAAGACACAUCACCCCAUUGUGUGGAAUGUGGUGCCAUGCUAGCUGAUGUAAAACAUUCUCCUGUUAUAAGGCAUUUUGGAUUACAGCUCCUUGAACAUUUUGUGAGAUUCAAAUGGAAUGAUGCUACUGUGGAACAGAAAUUACAGUUCAAAAACCUGACGAUAGGAAUGAUCACUAAGAAAAGCACCAAUGUCUUGGAAGAGGAGAACUUCAUCAAAGAGGGCCCAGUGAAGAUUGUUGUUGAGAUGAUCAAAAGAGAAUGGCCUCAACAAUGGCCAAGCUUACUGGAGGAGCUCGAUCAGAUGUGUCAAAUUGGGGAUAGUCAGACUGAACUUGUUCUUCUUAUCUUGUUGAGAUUGGUAGAAGAUGUGGUUUCAUUCCACAACGUCCAGCAGGGGAGACGGCGGAAGGACCUCUGGCAAGCCCUGAAUGCUAACAUGUCUCAGAUUUCAUCUUUCCUUAUCAAAGUUCUAGAGAUGUACUCAGAGAAAUACCAGUCUUUGGAGUCUUCAGCACCACAAAGUAAUGAGGCCAAAUCUGCCUGUAAGGUGACCCAAACGGUCCUUGUGACCCUGUGUGGAUUUGUAGAAUGGAUGGAUGCUAAACAUCUCUACAAGGAAGAGAAUCGUCUCCUCAUCUUCCUCUAUAAGCUACUUAGGAACGAAGAGCUGAAGAUGCUGGCAGCAGAGUGCUUGCAACUCAUUGUACACAGAAAGGGCAAGAUAGAUGAAAGAAAACCCCUGAUGGUGCUAUUUUGUGAUGUAGCCAUGACCGAACUCUUCAAUGCUGCUGUGAAAGCUUGCAGUGCAGGUCUUGAUGAAAAGAAUCACUUGUUUUUGAAGAAGCUUUGUCAGGUCAUUACAGGUUUGGGCUCACAGAUGUGUGCAAUAUGGGUAAUGGAAGGGGAAUCCUUUGUACCACCAUCCAACCUUGCUUCCUACCUGAAGACCUUGUAUAGUUUCACCCAGCAUGCUAGUACACACGUCUGCCAUCUAACAUCUGCUAGCUGGAUGGCUUUCCUGCGGCAUGAGCAUAUGUCGCGUACCCAGGAAGUGCUGGAUAUUAUACCUAGCCUCUGCCAGACGUUCAUUACCACAAUACAAAAGCUUGGCUACCCAUCUCGGAAUGACUCUGCUUCAUGUGCCUAUUCAAGGAUUGAUUUUGAUUCAGAUGAGGAAUUCUUCCUUUUCUUUUCAUCUCACAGAUACAAUCAACUGGAGAUUCUAAGAUAUGCAACAGCUCUUUGUCCUGAGACUACAUUAACGAUAGCUGCACACUGGUUGCAAGAGGUUUUAGCUGCUCCCAUAGAGAAAGAAGAAGGUAAGGAGCUGUGUACAAAUCUUUGUCCAUCAGCAAUCAGAUGGGAUGCUAUGUCUAACUACCUUGAUGUUGUAAUAACAGCCUUGAUCAAGAAGGAUCAGUUACCAACACAACAAGCUGUAGAACUUCUCCAAGCAACUCUCAACACUAGAAUAGAGGACCCAGUGAUCCUGUCUUUCCAGCUGACCUGUAUAUCAACCUUGUUUCCUGUACUUUAUCAUUCCAAGCAGCAUGUGGAGAGUGUAUUGGAUAAGCUUUUUGCUGCUGCUGUCUUCUCCUUGCCUGGGUUGACUAAGAAGACAAGGACUCGAUCCGUACAGAAUGUCAGACGGCAUGCCUGCUCAGCCAUGGUUAAGAUGUGUAGAGAUCAUCAGACACUCAUGCUGCCCCAUUUUGAGAAGAUCUACACCCAAGUUCAGACGUUAAGCUCUGAUCCCGAACAGCUUACCCAGCUCGAGAGGGUGACACUCAGCGAGGCACUUAUACUCAUUAAUAACGGACUCCAUGACUGGAAUCGUCAGAGCGCCCUCAUUGCUGAGAUCAUGCAACCCAUCACAGAAGUCUGGCUGUCGCCUCACAUCACAGAGAUGAUUCAAUCUCCCGAGUCUUUCAUCCACAACAUAGGUUUAGAUCAUCCUAGCACUGCUCAACCAAACCAGGAGGAUGUCUACAACAAGAACCGUGCCCAGAUCUUCAACUGUAUCUCUACCAGCCAAGCUGUCGUCAAGAGGUGCUGCUGGCCAUCAGACCCACAGGUUGCUAAAUCUGGUGGGUUUAUCAGUGGUCAUCUACCAAGUGGUGCACCAAUCUACAAGAACCCCAGUACCCCUCACAUCUUACCUAUCUUGCCAAAUUUAUUCACACUUGCCAGAACGUUGAAUGCUAUGUGGUCUCCUGAAUGCAGAGCUAAGGUGUGUCCAGAGUAUACUAGAUCAUUCAACAUGACUGAAAAUGAGAGGAAUACAAUCUUAGGUUUAUUAGGUAACAGUACUGAGAUCCCUGCAAACAAACCUGUUGUGGAGAAAGUUCAAAUCUUUCUCACUGUCAUCUAUGAAACUACAUGUCACCUAUUCUCGGACUGUUUCCAGAGUCUUGGUUAUGAGUUCUUUACAGCUGAUGGUCUGUCCAGUCAACUUCUAGAAUCUAUUUUCACCAACCUCCAUCAUUUACCGGACUACAGGCUAAGGCAUAUCAUUCGUGUUGUGACCAAGUCAUUUGUUCAAGCCUGUCCCAAAGAAUGCUGGCAGUCAGUUCUGGUCCCAGUAAUGACUGGCCUAACUUCAUAUAUGGUUCCCAGGCUGAAUCAUCAAUGGGCCAUUAUUCUUCAGAGGGCUGAAUCAAGUGAAGCGACAGAGGAACAAAGUGAUGAGCAAGAAACACAAGAGGUUGUAGAAGAUUACCUAAUUAGAACAGUUACGAAGGAAUUCAUGGAACUUUUAGGAAAUCUAUGUUGGAACAAUAGGACAGCAUCAGGUAAGAAGGAGGAAGGAGGAGGAGGAGAGCUAGAUAUGGAGACUGAAGAAGCAAUGGAACAGGGUGACAGUGGAGGAGGGAAUAGCGGCCGGUCAGAACCUACAACCAUCAGUGAACUCGGGAAGAUCAUCUUGCAAAAUGAGAGGCUGUGUGAGAGCAUAGUAACCUGUAUAUAUGCAGCAAUGUCUUGGCCUGAUAGUGGUGUUUGUAUGAAGGCAUGUCGUCUCUCAUGGCUCAUUGUACAAGAGCUGGCUACCAGACCACUCAUACCGGAAGCAGUUACCCAUCUCUAUACAUCCAUCCUCAAAGGUCUCCAAGUACAUGGUGAACAUGACACAUGUAGAGCAGAACUUAUCUACAGAGCAAUGAACCAUUACGAACUAUUGAGGGAGAAGUAUCCAAUCUUGACGGAAGUGAUGUUGAGUUUGCCUCACUGCACCCAACCAGCAUUACAGAAGUUCCAUGAGAAGGUCCCAGCCUCCAAGCCAUCUGAACGGAAGAAGAGAGAAGCCUUCAAGAGCUUCAUCCAAGAAUUUAUUGGGGAGCCUAUGAGUCAGAAGUUCAAGAGAAAGGAGGUUAUUCGUGAUCUUCCAGCGAUCCUAAAGCCGAUGAAACCAAAGAUUAAUGUCAUGGAUUCAUCGGUAGGACCAGAAGAAGCUGGACUGGUCAUGCUUUUUGCCAGUGAGGCUGAUAUAUGAGGACAUAGAUUUUCUAACUCUACUUAAACUUGAACACCUUUAACCAACUUUCAAGAGAGCAAAAGUUAUGCUGUUUCCUCUCAAUACAGUGAUAUGGGACCAACCAAUCUUCUUCACUAUGGAACCAAAGAUUAACCCUUCAACUCCCAGGGUAUUUAAUCCUAUAGGGACCACUUGGCACCAGUACCUAACAGGUCAAUAUCGUAGAUGCAUUGGGACAUGCAGAUGUCUGGACGGAGAGGCCUAUCUGUGCCAAUGACACUGAUAUUAUAUGCUCAAUUGAAUGUAACUCAAACUCAAACCAACUCUCACUGCAUGUGAAAAUUCCUUCAUAUUGGCUAUUACCAUUAGCACGAUACAAACUAGUGGUAUAAGCUAUGAAAGCCAUUUGUUUGAUUGAAUGAGAUCAACUCUUUCAUUGAUUUCUAGCUUUUUUAGAUGUCAGGCAUUUGAUGAUUAUGAAGCAAAAAUCUUAUUUGACAUAUAUAUGGGAAUUAAUUUUUUUUUCAGUGGUGCAAAUGGAUGUGCUAUUAUAACCAACUCCUUGAUUUUAAAUGAAUCUAUAAAAAUACUACAACUUGAUUAUGUACAAGUUCUUUAUUUAACUUUCAAUUACAUGAAACUUGAACCAAUUUGGGUUAGGGAUUCAAUAAAAAUGAAGUGUUUAUAGUGUUUCAGGCAAGUGGCACUUGCUGAAUUCAUUGCUUUAUUCACAACUAUUUGUUGAGGAAUAAUUUCUUGUUAUUGUAACAUAUAGAUACUGAAUAAUGUCAAGAGAUCACUUGGUAAGACAAGAAAAGCAGUCAUUCAUGAGUAGGUACUUUUUAUGAAAAGCUUCCUAUAAUUCAUAUUUCAAUGUUUAAAGUGGGAAUGCUUUCCAAGGAAACCUAAAUUUAUGAUCGUUAUUGAAAAGUGAUCUUUCUAUAUAAGUGAUUGCUAAAUUUGAUUUGGAUGUAAUUUUACAUUCAUUCACUAUUGCAUAUUUAAAUUUGUGCCAAAUAAUACAAAUAUACAACUUUUGAACACAAAAAAAGCUCUGCUUGCUGUGAUAAUAAGUCUGGCCUCGGCACUCUUUGUGGCCUUUUGGUAACUAUU
This is a messenger RNA of Lytechinus variegatus (green sea urchin), 4766 nucleotides long. It is a transcript of the gene xpo5, whose product is annotated as exportin-5-like. The record is from RefSeq and is a predicted model, not a curated record. Gene Ontology annotation, molecular function: RNA binding; nuclear export signal receptor activity; small GTPase binding. The transcript is spliced from 29 exons. Gene Ontology annotation, cellular component: nucleus; RNA nuclear export complex; cytoplasm. Bases 69 to 3671 code for a protein of 1200 amino acids. Gene Ontology annotation, biological process: protein export from nucleus; RNA export from nucleus. Lineage: Eukaryota; Metazoa; Echinodermata; Echinoidea; Temnopleuroida; Toxopneustidae.